AUGGCUCCUGGCGCAUCAGAUCCACGAGCUGAUGCCGACUUGGUUGGAUCUCUUUCUACUCAUUCUACUACUGAAGGCUCACGAGCGCCCUUGCAAUCACAUACAACUACUUCACCUAGGCCGCACACGUCUGGGGAAACCUUCGCGCAUUCAAGUGCUGAUUUUCGCCCUUAUGCCGGUAUUUUGGCUGAAUCACAGUCUGUCCGUUCAGCAACUCCCUAUGAGAAUGUUACAGGUCGACUCGCUGAACGAGAAGCUGGAUAUCUGGCAAGCAGCCGCACAACUCCUAUCGAACCGUCCAUUAGGGCGCUGACUAUGCAUCAACCGAGUCGCCGGACAGCUAGACCACAGAGAGGCCAUCCACUGACUCGACGCACAGAAGCUGCGGCAAGCUCCCUACCGGAUACAGACGAGGCACCGCCAAGAGAGCCGACAGAUAGGACAACACGUGUGAGCGGUUCGCGAGAUGGGCAGGAAGGAAACGCCAGUCGAAGCGCGUUCUCAUGGGUCAACACACGACGCCAUGCUAUUGAGACUGACUUGAAUCAUGCCAGAGCUGAUUCUUAUGAAAGCAAUCGACGGGCCUCUAACUUACAGACACCACUUUCUGACUCAGCAGUCCCGGCGCACCGCUCUCUAACCGCUCGUGAAUAUGAAAGUGGGCCCCCCAAGAUUUGUUUCAAGACAUUCUUCGCCACUGGUCGCGGAAGAGAAGCUCGCGAAAGCGAAGUUGUAUAUCACUAUCUGGAAAGAAUCAAAUCACACCACAAUAGGGAGGUGCCCUCUCAGCAUGCUCGAAUGAGACACGCCUAUGACAGCCUGGACAACUGGGAUUUACUGCGACAAGUGGUGGGACGAGCCGGUGCUGAGGUGCUGGCACUUGUCUCACCAGAAUAUCAGUUCUACGAUAGUGAUCUGCCUUCAAGCUGGCGGAGCGAUGUCAAAGCAACCUGGCGGUUCCUCCAUCAACACUAUGGCUUUCUCGGUCAUGGCACUUUCAUGACUGAGACGCUGAUUCUCCUUGAUCCAAAAUGCAACCUCAGGGAAUUCAAGCGCAUCAUCCAGGCCACUAUCCACUUCGAACCUGUCCUGGAUACAAUAUUAUCUAAUCACAAUCACAGCACCGAAACGACGGCGCCUGCCCAUCAUCCAAGCUAUUGGCGCGCGAGUCCUGAACUGGCGAACAAAAGUCGACAUGAGGCUAUUCUACAUAUCGAGAACAUAGCGCACUUGCAAGAGCUGCUCCACUUGCGAGGGAUUUUGGGCACUGCUAAUUCGUGGUCAACGAGCAUUCAAUCCAACUACUACUGCCCAUCCGAGGUGUUUCGCAAUGCUCCACAGAUCAGGACGGCGGAUGAUGUUGUCCAGUGGGGCGAAUUUGCCAUGUCCUUUGUCGAAGCCUCUCUUUCAUGUACGCUACCGCGGCUGCUGAGAUUUUCCCCCGACCAGAUCGGCUUGAACCGUUUUCUGCGUGGGAGGGGUCGUGGUACCGAAGCGUUGUAUGACGGACAUGUCAGGCUCACCCGGAUGUUUCACGGUUUGUCUGGCGGUGGUGCCCAUCCUCCUUAG
This is a messenger RNA of Endocarpon pusillum Z07020, 1569 nucleotides long. RefSeq lists its product as uncharacterized. The transcript is spliced from 2 exons. NCBI's taxonomy places the organism in Eukaryota, Fungi, Ascomycota, Eurotiomycetes, Verrucariales, Verrucariaceae. The record is from RefSeq and is a predicted model, not a curated record. The coding region runs from base 1 to 1569 and encodes 522 amino acids.